CUAUAAAAAUCCCGCGCCCCGGCUCUGAUUAGUACCAAAUCUGAUCCCAAGUUCGCCAGGAGCCGGCUCCGAGGGAGAGCGAGAGGAAGGGACGCCGGGCACCGCCGAGUCCCGCCGCCGCCCGCCCUGCCCUGCCGCCGCCGCCGCCCCAGGUUUGGGCCCCGAUCAUGAAGAUCCCGCUGCUGGUCUCCACGGGAAUCCUGCUGGUCGCCCUCCUGCCCUGCCAGGAGUGCAGAGCUCUCAGCAAGAGCCCGGCACCCGCCCCUGGGGCUCUGCACCAGCCAGAUUUCUUCCAGCAGCAGCAGCAGCGACAGCAGCAGCAGCAGCAGCAAACUCUGCCUGUCCUGCUCCGCAUGGGAGAAGAGUAUUUCCUGCGCCUGGGCAACCUUCACAAGAGACCCGUUGGCUCUUUCUCCGCCUCCUCCAGCAGCACCAGCCACCUACAGCCCGAAGCCUCCGCCAGCAACUUUUUCCGGGCGGCGGUUCAACAGCUGCAGCAGCUGCCCGAGCGCUCGCCGGAGAACCGAGAGGACGGCGAAGCCGAGGGUGAGGCGGUGGAGAGGGAGAAGCGAUCCGAGGAGCCCCCUAUUUCUCUGGAUCUGACUUUCCACCUCCUGCGAGAAGUCUUGGAGAUGGCCCGAGCCGAGCAGUUAGCGCAGCAAGCUCACAGCAACAGGAAACUGAUGGAGAUAAUCGGGAAGUGAAACGGCCCCUCCCCGCCUUGCCAAAGAGAUUCCGCAGUUAGCACAAGAAUAAUUACACCGUCCGAUGUACCAUAGUGCUGCUCUGAUGUCAUCUCUUUAUUUUUAUAUAGCUUUAAACCUAGAAGGGCGUAUUCCGAACAGCCUCUGUCCCUUGACUAGCAUGCACAACCGUGUACCAAGUGCAGAAACACGAGUGUCGUUUGUAACCUCCCUUACCUUUAUUUAUUUCUCCAUUUCCCAGUUAUUCUAGUGCCAUCGCUACGUAGGGAUGUGUGAGCAUUGGAAGAAUGGUGCCAAGAAGACAGAAAACUUUUCUGUUGGGGGCAGGGAGGUGGGAGGGGGAAUCUCUGUAAGCUACUUUCAAUCCACUUUUUUUUCCUGUAAACAUUUUCACAAUAAAACAUCUUUUCAGCGCUCGGUCGAUUUGGUUGUGUAAGAGAAUGUUUAAUAUUUAUAUUUUUAAUAAAAGCUGCAAAGUAAA
Agelaius phoeniceus (red-winged blackbird) is the source of this 1185-nucleotide messenger RNA. RefSeq names its product corticotropin releasing hormone (gene CRH). Gene Ontology annotation, molecular function: corticotropin-releasing hormone activity. Lineage: Eukaryota; Metazoa; Chordata; Aves; Passeriformes; Icteridae. Gene Ontology annotation, biological process: negative regulation of epinephrine secretion; positive regulation of cortisol secretion; negative regulation of glucagon secretion. The record is from RefSeq and is a predicted model, not a curated record. Gene Ontology annotation, cellular component: extracellular region.